UGAUUUAUUCCAUUCGUUUCACUUGUAAUUGAUUUCGCCUUGUAACGAGUCGAUCAAAUUACGAGCAACAAAGAAACGCGAAAAGUAAACGAAUUUAAUCAAUUACUAAAAAGAUGCCACGCGGAAAAUAUCCAAAUCAUAAAGGCCGCAGCCGUCAAUUUACUCCAGUCGAGGAGCUUCAGCGCGAACGUGAGCUGGAGGUAUGCAUAAUGUCAUCGCAGCUCAAGAAGUUAAACACAAGCAGUAGCAGCCUUGAUUCCGUCCGCGAGGGAGGGAACAACAGCGAUAAAGGCUCCGAGAUUGGAAAUCUGGCUGGCCGUGUUAAUGGGAAUAGUAAUAAUAGUAGUAAGAGUAGCGCCAGUGGCAAAGGCAGAAAUGGCACCACCAAGGGUCGCAAGCUGGGCGGAGCUGUUGAGGGGUUGAUUGAGAUAUCGAACCCGAAUCGCCCCAUUAAGAAGUCUCAAAAACUGGCUCUACUUAAUGGAGAUGACAAGGGCAAGACCACUGAUGAUACAUUGCUAGAGAAGCGUCGACGUGAGCGUGCUCGCGAGAAGCCGCGCUCCAAUUCGAAUCAAAAAACGGCCAGCGAAGCCAGUGCCGAUCUCGCUCGUCUUGCCAUCGUACGCAAGAAACGCGAAGAGGCUGCCGAGCAACGUUUGGCUGCCAAAAGGGAGAGUAACAAUCCUUCCGGGGAUGGGGCAACACCAAACCCAUCCAAAUCUGAUAUAUUCAUCAAGAAGAAGAACAACAAACACAAGUCAGCGACCAUGGUCGGGGGAACCAAUGAAUUCCUCAAGAAACCCAACACCGAAGAGAAUGUUAGCAAAUUUUUGAAAGGCGGCCGCCAUGGCAACAAGCUAAAAGAGGGAACCCACAAGCACUUAAAAGAGGCAAAAUAGAAAACAAAAACAAAAAAAAAAAGAUGAAAAUAACGUUAACACAUGGAGGAAAAUUAACACAAAUCAAAGUAGGCUAGCUCAGAAUUGUUGGGACCAACAUAUGAUAUAUACAUACAUGUAUGAAUAUAGUAUAUAUAUAGCUUAGCCUUCAGUCAUUUCGAUUUCAUUUCACGUUUAUUUCGAUUUGUAAAUUUUGAGUUACCUACACGAAUAAAACAAAUAAAAACUAUAGCAAAAUUAUUUUGUAUUCAAACUGGUGCCACUCCUGCUUUACGGUGGAUGUAAUCAAGUGUGUGUGUAUACAUACAUACAUAUGUAGAAAU
Molecule: messenger RNA, 1222 nt
Organism: Drosophila arizonae
Lineage: Eukaryota; Metazoa; Arthropoda; Insecta; Diptera; Drosophilidae
Biological process (GO): extrinsic apoptotic signaling pathway
Molecular function (GO): CD27 receptor binding
Source: RefSeq, a predicted model, not a curated record